Molecule: messenger RNA, 1819 nt
Organism: Xylaria bambusicola
Lineage: Eukaryota; Fungi; Ascomycota; Sordariomycetes; Xylariales; Xylariaceae
Product: putative cytochrome P450 oxidoreductase
Exons: 2
Coding region: 72-1640 (522 amino acids)
Molecular function (GO): monooxygenase activity; oxidoreductase activity, acting on paired donors, with incorporation or reduction of molecular oxygen; iron ion binding
Source: RefSeq, a predicted model, not a curated record
GUGCCAUUUUCUUGACGGGACUUUGAGUGUGAUAUGUAAUCUGGUCGACUGUUAUACUGUACUCAUCAAACAUGUUCUUCAUACUCGUUGCCAUAGGUGCUUUCAUAUUUCUUCUGGGUCAACACCAAAUAAAACGCGGCAAGAAAACCCUUCCACUUCCUCCAGGUCCGCCGGGCCAGCCUCUUAUUGGUCAUCUCCGGGUUAUACCCGUUGAACAUCCGGAAUUCCAAUAUUCGCGAUGGGCAAAAGAAUACAACACCGAAAUAUUGCACUUCAAUGUGCUUGGACGAUCUAUUAUCAUUCUCGAUAGUAUAGAAGCCGCGCACGACCUCCUGGACAAGAGGGGAGCAAACUAUGCUGACAGGCCUCGAUUUGUAUUAUUCGAGGUUAUGGGAUGGGGUGUUACAUUGACCUUCCUUCGCUGGUCUCGCCGAUUCCUGCUGCAUAGAAAACUCCUCCAAAGCUCUUUCACGCAAUCUGCAUGCAAGGCUUACCAACCAAUUCAAAUAGAUGAAGCUCGCCGUGCUGCCAGGGCCAUCAUCAACGACCCCAACAAUUGGCAAGCUCACUUACGUCAAUUCUCUACUGCAGUCAUACUGCGGAUAGGUUUCGGGAUCGAGAUUCAGGAUAAAGAUGACCCAUACAUCAAAAUGACACUAGAUGUAGAGGAGGCAACAGGCCAAGGAGGAGUUCCGGCCGGCAACAUUGUCGACUUUUUCCCCAUGCUUCGGUAUCUUCCAACUAGCGCUUCACGUAUCAGCAAGCUAUUCAGGCCACUCGCUCAUGCUAGAAGGACGAGGCAGUAUAUCCAGCAGCUUCAUGACGCGCCGUGGGAAUCCGUCGAGCCUUCCAUCAGAAAUGGAGAGCAAAAGCCUUCAUUCGUGCACACCCACUUUGGUCAGUAUCUCGCCAAUGAGGAGACAGGAAACCUGAACGAGGCCACAAUUGAAGAUCUUAAAGGAAUGGCAGGCGCCAUCGCAAUUGCCGGCGGCAAUACCACUUGGUCUACCAUCAUCGUAUGCAUUCUAGGCUUAUUGAUAAACCCCGAUGCUUUAGCCAAGGCCAGAGCUGAAAUGGAAGAUGUAAUUGGCGUAGACAAAAAUGGAGAGUUACUUCGUCUUCCAACUUUUGAGGACAGAUCUCGGUUAAAGUAUCUUGCUAACGUCCUCCACGAGACCACGCGAUGGCAGCCUCUGUCACCUCUUGGAGUGCCGCAUGCCACCCUAGCAGACGACGAGUACAAAGGAUAUCAUAUUCCGGCGGGAUCUGUUGUAUAUCCUAACGUGAGGGCAAUGUCCCGAGACAAGAGGCACUAUUCAUUCCCUGAAGAAUUUCGUCCCGAGAGAUACGAACCGACCGCUCAAGGCGGCAAAGGUGAACCAACCCCCGAAGGGCCGUUUGGCUUUGGACGAAGACGGUGCCCUGGCGAGCACUUAGCCAUGUCAGGAGUAUGGAUAAUGAUAUCCACGCUAAUCGCUACGAUGCAUAUCGACUGUCCCACGGACGCAGAUGGAAAAAAGAUCAAGCCCAAAGUGCAAUUCUCUGAUGGACUCAGUGGGGUUCCGGAUACUUUCGGCUGUCGAAUCACGCCUAGGUCAUUACGCUCACAGCAACUGCUGCUGACUUCAUCACAAACAUAAUGAUAAGUAUGCCCAAUUAAAAACGAGACACAAAUUGAGAGAACCUGAAGGACCGAAUCAGGGACACACAUUUAAGGUUCAUUGCCGCGACUGAGUGAAUAUACGGGAUAAAGCUCAGAUAUUAUGACAAUGGAUAGGAGUGUUUUUGAUAAAGAUACAAUUUAAGACAGCUGAGAAUG